AUGUCAAUUCCAAUAGACGAAGAAUCUGAUAAUCUUUCAAUAGGUAUUGACUCAACAAUCAAUAAUCCUGUCACCGAAUCAGUAACGGGAAAUUCUUACGAAGAUAACAAUGAGGAAGAAGUGGAUGAAACCACAAGUUUGUUGAAACCACGUGGAAAUGAAAUCCUGACUAUAAAUGAUAAUUCAGGAACAAAAAUUGCCAAGAAAAAGAGAUUAUUUUCUUUAAAAAAUUUUGUCGUUAAAAUUCAAAACCACAUCACAGAAUAUCUUCGUAUGUUAAUUCAUUUUAAUCCUCUAACUAGAGAUGGUGGUGAAACUCGUGGUACACCAUCAGUGAAAUUUGAUGAUUUAGUUUCACCAUCAUCUCUACCUCUAACAUCAUUAAUAAGUAUAGCCGCGGGAUUUUUAUUCAAACCACUAAUUUUAGCUGGGGCUGUAAUCAUUGUUGGAGAUCUUUUUGGAGCUCUUGGAACCUUUAUUUUUGGGAGAUAUAUAUUUUCAGAUUGGGUCAAAGCUCAAAUUGAAAAGAAACCAGUAUUUAAUGCAUUGAAUAAAGUUAUUGCUGAAGAAGGAUGGAAAAUUGUGGUUAUGUUACGUUUAACACCAUUACCUUUCAACUUUAUAAGUUAUUUCUUCUCAGUCAGUUCUAUAGAACUUUUUCCAUUUCUGUGGGCCACUGUUCUUGGAGUGCUGCCUGGAACUUUUAAUGCAGUUUGGAUAGGAUCAUUGGUAAAGAAUUUAAGUGGUAUUGAUAAACCUAAAUUAAAAAAUAAAGAUAUUGUUAUUAUCACCAUGAACUUUAUACUUGUUGGAUGCUGUGUGAUAGCAUUAUCAAUAUUUGGAAAGAGAUCUUUACGAAAGGCAAUGACGAAAUUGAAUGCACCUGAAAAUGUUGAUUCCAAUAAUGACAAUGUUGUAGCUGAUAUUGAUACUAGUAUGUAA
Diversispora eburnea is the source of this 942-nucleotide messenger RNA. NCBI's taxonomy places the organism in Eukaryota, Fungi, Glomeromycota, Glomeromycetes, Diversisporales, Diversisporaceae. The record is from the annotation of a GenBank genome assembly.